CCUGCACGCACUGGUCCCGGUGCGCUCCAGUGGAUGACUCCGUUUUAUUUCUUUUAUAUCAUAAGGCGCCUCGCAGAGCGUGCACGCGCGGGCGACCCGUCACAGCGGUGCGCGCACACAGAUGCAGGCGUCCGCGGGGACCGGAGGGGCGAGCUGAGCAGUGAUGGCGCGCCCGUGGAGCGGAUGCGGUCUGUGCUGGAGCCUCGUGGCAGCCUUCAGCGUGUUUCUGCCGCCCGUCGGGGCCAGAGGAAAUCGAGCCGGGCUUUCAGCUUUAUCCGGAACCCUGCCUCGCUUCCUUCAGGAGCCUGAUGACGCGUACAUCGUCAAAAGCAAUCCAAUUAAGCUUGAAUGCCGGGCUAGACCUGCGCUGCAGAUCUUCUUCAAGUGCAAUGGAGAGUGGGUUCACCAGAACCAGCACACAUCCCUGGAACACAUCGAGCUGGGAACAGGUCUGAAGAUUCGUGAAGUGAUGAUAAAUAUCUCUCGGCAGCAGGUGGAAGAUUUUCACGGUCCAGAGGAUUUCUGGUGUUUGUGUGUGGCCUGGAGUCACCUGGGCACGUCCAAGAGUCGCAAAGCCACAGUCCGCAUCGCAUAUCUAAGAAAGAACUUUGAGCAGGAACCACAGGGGACAGAGGUGCCCAUUAAAGGAAUGAUCGUCCUUCACUGUCGUCCCCCAGAGGGAGUUCCCCAAGCUGAGGUGGAAUGGCUAAAGAAUGAUGAACCAGUCAGCGGACCUGUUGACGUUAACGUUGACGCACGUUUAAAUCACAACCUGAUUAUUAAUGAAGCACGACUCUCGGACUCAGGAAAUUACACAUGUGUAGCCAGUAACAUUGUGGCCAGAAGACGUAGCCCCUCCGCUACUGUUAUUGUUUAUGUGAAUGGAGGGUGGUCAUCAUGGUCUGAAUGGUCGGAAUGUAGCGUGCCGUGUGGCCGGGGUUUUAUUAAACGCACGCGCACAUGCACCAAUCCUGCGCCGCUAAAUGGAGGAGCGUUCUGCGAAGGUAUUUCAGUACAGAAAAGCAGCUGCUCCUCACCCUGUCCAGUGGAUGGUGGCUGGUCUGGGUGGUCCCUCUGGUCUGUGUGCAGUUUAGAGUGUGAGCACUGGCGAAGUAGAGAGUGUGUCAACCCAGAGCCCAAACACGGAGGAAAGUUGUGUGAUGGAAGUGCACUGGACACGGAAAACUGCACUGGUGAUCUGUGUACACAAGAUAAAAAGCUCCUGCAUGAUUUGAAGGUUCCUCAAGCGGAGGCAGAGGUCAGCAAUGAUGUGGCGCUAUACUCAGGCCUGGGAGGAGGUGCGGUCGCUGUGGUGAUGCUGAUUGUCAUUGUGGCGCUCUAUAAGCGGAGCCACAGUGAGUGCGGUGUGGAUGCUAUUGAUGCUUCUGUCCUCACUGGAGGGUUCCAGUCAUUCAGCUUUAAGAGCAACACACAGGGUAACCCGUUACUGAUGAAUCCAGGUCGCUCCGUGUCAUAUUCAAGCCCCAUGUGUUUUCCUGACUCUGUGGAUAAAGAGCUCAUUUUCCACCCACUACCUGACGUCAAGGUCAAAGUUCACAGUUCCCUCAUGAUGUCCCUGGGUAUGACAGAAGGAACGGCCCCACACUCAACAGCUCCACACCUUGCAUUUGCCCAUGAUGGUACGAUUGUGGGAAAAAGCAUGAAGGCAGAUUUUCCAAUAGCUGUACCCAAUAGCAUGCCUAUACUCAAGACCAGUGGGCACUUUGGGCACAAUGGAGGACGGCUUGUGCUGCCACACACAGGUGUGAGUUUGCUGAUUCCUCACGGGGCGAUUUCAGAGGACACAAGCUGGGAAAUGUACAUGAGCAUCAAUCAGGAAAUCGCCUGUGCCCUUUCUGAUGAUGAGGUUCUUUUGGGUCCGGAGGUCUCAUUUGGUCCUCCAGGUGUCAUCUUAUCAUGUCCUGUUGCCAUGACAAUAUCACACUGUGCAGAUAUCUCAGAGGACUGGAGUGUAAGACUGAAGAGACAAACACAUGGAGACAACUGGGAGGAUGUGAUGUGGAUGAAAGAAGAGAGCUCUUCAUGUUACUGUGUGCUGGAGUCACAGUGCUGCUUUGUGCUUGUGGAUCAGCCAGGUCGUUAUGCUCUGGUUGGAAUGCCGGUCAGUGAGUCUGCUGUGAAAAGACUUCGUAUUGCGGUGUUUGGAACCUUAGAAUGCGACGUAUACACACUCCGCGUUUACUGCACGGACGACACACCGCAUGCCUUCCAGGAGGUGUUGUGGUUGGAGCGUGCUCAGUGUGGUCGUCUCCUGGGAGAGCCUUGCACUCUGUUCUUCAGUAGAAGUUCCUCUAACCUGCAGAUCUCCAUCCAGGAUGUUUCACCUCACUUCAUUUGGAGCAUCAAACCCUUCGCCACCUGCCAGGAGUUCUCUUUCACUCGGGUCUGGUGCAGUACUGCAUCUCCUUUGCAUUGUGCCUUCUCUCUGCAGUGCCACAACCCGGCAGCCAAUCAGCUCUCGUGUAAGAUCAGUGUGCGGCAGGUCAAAGGUCAUGAGCAGAUCCUGCAGAUCUGCACCGCCGUGUCCGAGAGCCAAAAGGACAUGGUGCCAUUUUUCUCUCAGCCAGAUUCUACUCUUUCCUCUCAGAUGGGGGACAAAGCUUUUAAAAUCCCGCUCUCCAUACGGCAAAGGAUCUGUGCCACCUUCGACACUGCCAAUGCCAAAGGCAAAGACUGGCAGCUUCUAGCCCAGAAACUGCACAUAAACAGAAAUCUGGGUUACUUUGCACAGCAGUCAAGUCCUUCGGCGGCGAUCCUGUGCUUGUGGGAAGUUCAACAUCAGGAACGUGGAGAUCUGGACUCUCUGGCCAGUGCCUUGGAGGAAAUUGGACGUGUCCAGGUCAAACAGUCUGGCAUUAUAUGUUAUAAGGACCAGCCCAAACAGCAGGGUAUUAUAGGUAACAUGGACAAACCCAAACACUCCGGGAAUUCCCUCACCUUCAAUUACUCGAAGAACUCAUCUACAAUCACUAGCAUGCUAGAAAAGUCAGAAAAAGUGGAUGAUAUUCUUAUCUUGGACCAGUCAAGGCACAAUACAGGAAAAACUCCAACCGCUGACCCCACUAUUGGUCUGUAUAACAAUGAUUUAGAUUCAGACCACACCUAGGAAAGCUUAGGGGAAAAUACGCAACCAAGAGCAAAGUCUACUGAGGAAAACAGGUGGAGACUAGGAGCAGCUCCUCCCUCUGAUGAAUUGGAGCAGGUUUUGUGGAAAUCAAGGUUAAGGUGGUGACGGAGACAUGGAAAUGUUGCAAUUAACUUUUCACAAUGGAUUCCGAGGUCUGAACGAUACAUGAGCCUGAAGUAAUGACUCGUCGAAUCAGGACUGGAUUUGUUGAUGACCCAAGCGGUGGGAUGAAACUUUUUAACUCCUGCCCCCUUUCACAUCCAUUUCUGAUGCCUUCUAGUGGCAUUUUAAUAUCUAAAAAUUUUGUGAGAUUUUGUCUUUCGUUUGAAAUCAUCUUGUUUGGAUCUUUCUUUCAUUCACCAAUGAGAAAGAAACAGAAAAGAAGAUUGAGUAGACUGGGAGAUGAACAGAUUAGACAAGAAAACUGAGCACUCACAUGCAUUCCUGUGUAGCAACAGGUAUAUUUAACCUGCUAUGAUGUUUGAAGAUGGAAAUGCUCUUGAGUACAGGUUAUUUAUGGAGUAGGAUGGAGGGAUGGAAAAUAGCGCUAUGUGCUAUUUUUAAAGGGAUUGUGCAAAGAUAUCUAAAAAAAAGAUUUUUUUAAUGGCUGUAAUAUGAGUAAAAAGCUUUAUGUCGCUUUACGACUGGUAAAUGGUCAGACUUCCCUGAUUGCCAGGUCCCCGGUGAUCUGUAAUACUGUAUGUCAUUGGUGUAAAGAUGUGACUUUGGUGCGAAGGGUAUUUGUUCCGGAUCAGUGUUAUGUCUGAAUACCCCGCUCUCUUAAUAUCUGAAGCAAAUUAGUACACAGAUUAGGGUAGAUAACCACAUGAAAGGAGGAAACACAUGUUAAAUGUAGCUUUUAAGUACAUGAUUUUGGCUUCAUAAUUAUUCGAGAAGAAGCUACUUAAACAUAUGAGUCAUUCACGAAAUAGAAGUUUUAUCUCGCACGAAGAAUUUACUUUCAACACAGCUAGUAGCAUAACCAAACCAUAUAAAAUAUUC
This is a messenger RNA of Clarias gariepinus (North African catfish), 4150 nucleotides long. RefSeq names its product unc-5 netrin receptor Da (gene unc5da). The transcript has 17 exons. Gene Ontology annotation, biological process: netrin-activated signaling pathway. Lineage: Eukaryota; Metazoa; Chordata; Actinopteri; Siluriformes; Clariidae. The record is from RefSeq and is a predicted model, not a curated record. Bases 164 to 3127 code for a protein of 987 amino acids. Gene Ontology annotation, cellular component: membrane. Gene Ontology annotation, molecular function: protein binding; netrin receptor activity.